AUGUGCUGGCGACAAGUGUCAAAAUUGCAAAAGACUGUUCUCAUAGUGUUGUCUUAUUUGACUGUCUAUUUGCUAAUAUCUUACGCACUGACGCCGGAAACGCAGAUGAUGUUCAUAAAGGAAGACUUGAGGGUCGGCAAUAAGUUUGUGUAUAUAUUUCUGCUUGCAAGAUUACCGGAGUCACCGGUAUUUAGUGACGCAGACGGCGCCGAAGUGUUUAAGGGAUGCGGCAAUUGUUUUCUCACAAAUAACAGAGGCUUUCUGCCUAUAAAUGAAUAUGACGCAGUUUUGAUUCACGGCGAUAGAAAUCUUUUAGAAGAUGCAUACAUGGAUCCGGCAAAACAUUAUCUAUUGGAAACCAAUAACAAAUGCAUUACUAGUAAAUUUAAAAUAUGCCGCCGGGGACUGAAAAUAACCUCAUUUAGUAGUAAGGAGUGUUACGGCUUGUGCAGUCUCUGCAAAAGCCUUCUAAAAAAGCGCCUUUGA
Messenger RNA from Diatraea saccharalis (sugarcane borer), 486 nucleotides. The record is from the annotation of a GenBank genome assembly. Lineage: Eukaryota; Metazoa; Arthropoda; Insecta; Lepidoptera; Crambidae.